Messenger RNA from Hemibagrus wyckioides, 4438 nucleotides. RefSeq names its product ATPase phospholipid transporting 8B1 (gene atp8b1). The coding region runs from base 302 to 4012 and encodes 1236 amino acids. The transcript is spliced from 28 exons. Gene Ontology annotation, biological process: phospholipid translocation; Golgi organization. The record is from RefSeq and is a predicted model, not a curated record. Gene Ontology annotation, cellular component: plasma membrane. Gene Ontology annotation, molecular function: ATP hydrolysis activity; magnesium ion binding; ATP binding. NCBI's taxonomy places the organism in Eukaryota, Metazoa, Chordata, Actinopteri, Siluriformes, Bagridae.
GACGUGUUGCGUCUCAAGAAGCAGGAACUACAACCCACUCAAGAGUGUAAAAUGCCCUCACUGGAAUUUUAGCCUGCCUCCUUUCAAAACAAAACAACACGGAAACCACGUCUGGACCAACCCGUUCUUCAAGUUCUGCGCGAGCGAGUCUCCAGUCAUUCAGGUAGAGACACACAGGGAGGAAGAGACACAGAGUUAGACACGGACGGACGCGGUGGUCAGAAUGAACUAUUAAUCACCGAAUUUUUGGGUCUACGGACGUUAAAGGAAUUCGUUUGAGAAAAGCGUGCAACCGGUGAAGAUGAGUCGCCCACGUGUGGACUCGGAGGAGUCCCUGACCCCCGACGAUGAGGUGAUGCCAUACAGUGAUGACGAGACUGAUGACGAGAUAGAGCCCGAGGAGGAGGUAGAGGUGCAGCCGGCCGCUCCGGCACCAGAACCCGUCGCAGAAGCAGGAUGGAAGGUCAAAGCCAACGACAGAGAAUUCUGCAAACUUCCCGAAUUCCAGAAGAAGACGUUUUUGUGCUUCAAGAAGAGCAAGUACUCUGGAAAUGCCAUCAGGACCUAUAAGUACAACGUCAUCACCUUCCUGCCCCUGAACCUAUUCGAGCAGUUUAAAAGAGCAGCUAACUUUUACUUCCUGGUCUUGCUGAUCCUGCAGAUCAUCCCACAAAUCUCCACGCUGCCCUGGUACACCACAUUGGUGCCCCUGGUGCUGGUGCUCGGCAUCACCGCCAUCAAAGAUCUGAUGGAUGACCUGGCUCGUCACAGGUUAGACAAGGAGAUCAACAACAGGAAGUGCGAGGUGCUUCUCAAUGGCAGCUUUCAGGAGGCCAAGUGGAUGGACAUUCAAGUUGGCGACGUGGUCCGAUUAAAGAAAAACGACUUCAUUCCUGCUGACAUUUUGUUAUUGUCCAGCUCUGAGCCAAACAGCCUGUGCUAUGUAGAGACAGCAGAACUGGAUGGUGAGACGAAUCUGAAGUUUAAGAUGGGUUUGAAGGUGACCCAUGAGAAACUGCAGGAGGAGAGACAGCUGGCGGAUUUCGAUGCCAUGAUCAUUUGCGAGGAACCGAAUAACCGCUUGGAUAAGUUCACAGGCACGAUGAGGUGGAAGAACGAUGCGUACCCGGUCGAACUGGAUAACAUCCUGCUCCGCGGCUGCAAGAUCCGGAACACGGAGGAAUGCCGCGGAAUCGUCAUAUAUGCAGGAGCCGACACUAAGAUCAUGAGGAACGGCGGAAAGACCAGGUUCAAGCGCACCAGGAUAGACUACCUCAUGAACUACAUGGUGUACACGAUCUUCGUGAUGCUGAUCCUGAUCUGUGCCGGACUGGCGAUCGGACACACCUUCUGGUACGAGGAGAUCGGCGGUAAGGCCUGGUAUCUGUAUGAUGGACAGAACUACACAUCCUCCUACAGAGGCUUCCUCACCUUCUGGGGCUACAUCAUCGUCCUCAACACCAUGGUCCCCAUCUCCCUCUAUGUUAGUGUGGAGGUGAUUCGUCUGGGUCAGAGUAAGUUCAUAAACUGGGAUCUGCAGAUGUACUACGCUGAGAAGGACACUCCAGCCAAGGCUCGCACCACCACCCUGAACGAGCAGCUCGGCCAGAUCGAGUACAUCUUCUCGGACAAGACGGGAACUCUCACGCAAAACAUCAUGGCCUUCAAGAAGUGCACCAUCAGCGGCCAGACGUACGGAAAUCCGGCAAGCAAAGACGGGUCGCCCCAGGACCGUCCAAAUCUGGUCGACUUCAGCUGGAACAAAUACGCCGACAGAACGUUCCAGUUCACCGACAAUCACCUCGUUUCCCUCAUCCGCUCCAAAAGUGACCCGGACAUGCUGGAGUUCUUCAAGCUGCUCUCGCUCUGCCAUACUGUCAUGGUGGAGCAGAAGGACGGUGAGCUGGUGUAUCAGGCUGCGUCUCCAGAUGAAGGUGCUCUGGUCACAGCGGCUCGCUGCUUUGGUUUCGUGUACCUCUCACGCACGCAGGACACCAUCACCAUCAGCGAGAUGGGAAAAGAGGCCACGUACGAGGUGCUCGCUCUCCUCGACUUCAACAGCGACCGGAAACGCAUGUCUGUUGUCUUGCGGUUUCCAGAUGGACGUAUCCGGCUGUAUUGUAAGGGAGCAGAUACGGUGAUCUACCAGCGCCUCAGUCCUUCCACCCUGCACCGAGACACCACAGAGACAGCUCUGGAAAUUUUUGCCAACGAGACCCUGCGCACCUUGUGCCUGUGUUAUAAAGAUAUCACUGAAGAGGAAUUCGAGUCAUGGGCUCGUAAACACAAGGAGGCCAGCGUGGCCAUGACUGACCGGGAGCAGGCUCUGGAUACCGUCUACGAGCUCAUCGAGACUAACCUGAUGCUGAUCGGUGCCACUGCCAUCGAAGACAAGCUUCAAGAUGGAGUUCCUGAGACCAUCGCCAACCUGGCCAGGGCUGAGAUCAAAAUUUGGGUUCUAACUGGAGACAAGAAAGAGACCGCUGAGAACAUCGGGUAUUCUUGUGAGCUGUUGACGGAUGACAUGACUAUUCACUAUGGAGAGAAUGUAAAUCAGAAGCUCUCAGACAGACAGGCAAACCGGAGGAACGAGACAGGAUCGUCACGCAAGAACAAGUCCCAUGAGCCAUUUUUCCCUGAAUCUGGCAAGAACGCUCUCAUCAUUACUGGAGGCUGGCUGAACGAGAUUCUAUACGAGAAGAAGAAGAAGCGUCGACGCCUGCGUCUGCGCCGCCUCGGUAAGCGCGUUCCCCCCGCCAACCCUCAGGACGGCCAACCGAUGAACGACUUGGAGAAGGAAAUGAGGCAACGUGACUUCGUGGACAUGGCCUGUGAGUGCAGCGCCGUCAUCUGCUGCCGUGUCACCCCCAAGCAGAAGGCCAACGUGGUGAGCCUGGUGAAGAAAUACAAGAAGGCCGUCACUCUGUCCAUCGGCGACGGAGCCAACGACGUCAACAUGAUAAAGACUGCAGACAUCGGUGUGGGCAUCAGCGGGCAGGAAGGCAUGCAGGCCGUGAUGUCCAGUGACUACGCUCUCGCUCAGUUCCGCUACCUCCAGCGCCUCCUGCUGGUGCACGGCCGCUGGUCCUACAUCCGCAUGUGCAAGUUCCUGCGCUUCUUCUUUUACAAGAACUUCGCCUUCACCCUGGUUCACUUCUGGUACUCGUUCUUCAGUGGAUACUCCGCACAAAUUGCCUAUGAAGAUUGGUUCAUCACCCUUUACAACGUGUUGUACAGCAGUUUACCUGUCCUGCUCGUUGGACUGCUGGAUCAGGACGUGAACGACAAACUGAGUCUGCGUUUUCCGAGGUUGUACAUUCCGGGACAGCAGGGGGCGCUGUUUAAUUACAAGAACUUCUUCAUCAGCCUCUUCCACGGCAUCUUCACGUCCCUUCUCAUCUUCUUCAUACCGUACGGAGCUUUUCUGCAGACGAUGGGUCAGGACGGGGAGGCGCCGUCCGAUUACCAGUCCUUCGCCGUGGUCACUUCGUCCUCGCUUAUCAUGAUAGUCAGCCUGCAGAUCUCUUUGGACACCUCGUAUUGGACGUUCGUGAACUGCUUCGCCGUCCUGGGCAGCAUAGCUAUUUACUUCGGCAUCAUGUUCGACAUCCAGAGUGCGGGAAUACACGUCAUCUUCCCAUCGUUCUUCAAAUUCACUGGCGUUGCCGCUAACGCGCUCCGCCAGCCGUACCUGUGGCUUACCAUCAUUCUAACAGUGGGCAUCAGCCUCCUGCCAGCCAUCUGUACCCAGUUCCUCUGUAAGACCAUCUGGCCCACUGACGGAGACAAGGUUCUUAGAAACAGGAAGAAGUACGAGAUGGAGGAAGAGGAGAAGAGGAGGGCUCCUACUUUCAAACGAGGCGGCCGCUCGCGCCGCUCUACGUAUGCCUUCUCUCACUCCCGCGGUUACGCCGAUCUCAUCUCUUCGGGCCGGAGCAUCCGUCAGAAGCCACAGAGGCGGCCGGAUAUCAGGGAGAGCAUCAGGGAGGAACCCGUAGUCGAAAGCCUCUGAGACGUCUGACCCCGAGACGUUUAGACAGGCAGGAACAGCUAGAUAUUCACCCCGAUUUUAAAUACGCAGACUGAUUACGGAAUCACAAGGUUUAAGGAAACACUCAUUCAGCUCGGUUUUAGCCAACCUGCUGUCUGAAGAGAUUCCCAGGUUCAAGUUCCUUUUCCGGCUCUUAAACUGCUAGUCCCGAGACCACUUGAUCUGCUUCCUUCUCUCCAUUUAAAAAAUGAACCGAGCCCUGGGGAACGGGAGGCAGGGAAGGUCACUUAGGGACUUGACGAGCUCUGAUCUGAAUUAGAGCGCGAUCUGAAUUAGCUAUGAACGAGCAGGACGAGCCAAUGAGAACAUUUACACAAAGGGAAGUGAGUGAGAAUUUCUCCCGCUCGCCAAGAAAGAAAGAAAGAAAUAAAUAAAUAAAUAAAUGAA